AUGGACACUAUUUCCUCACUGUUCCUCUUCUCCUUCUUCCUCUUUGUCACCACCAUCAUCUUCGAUAAGAUCAAAGGUCUUAGACCAUCCUCAGCUUCAAAGAAGAAAUUUACUGAUCAUCAUGUUAUUACUGAUCACAGUCACAGACCAAAAUUUCCACAAGGAAGCUUGGGAUGGCCUGUCCUCGGAGAAACCAUCGAGUUCGUCUCUUCUGCUUACUCAGACCAUCCCGAGAGUUUCAUGGACAAGCGUCGACUCAUGUACGGAAGAGUGUUUAAGUCGCAUAUAUUUGGAACGGCGACGAUUGUGUCAACGGACGCUGAAGUGAACAAAGCCGUUUUACAGAGCGACUCGACGACGUUCGUGCCGUUUUACCCUAAAACGGUUAGGGAGCUUAUGGGAAAAUCGUCGAUACUUCUGAUAAACGGGAGUUUACACAGAAGGUUCCAUGGAUUAGUCGGUUCGUUCUUAAAGUCACCACUUCUCAAAGCUCAAAUCGUUAGAGACAUGCACAAAUAUUUGUCGGAAUCCAUGGAUCUAUGGUCCGAGGACCAACCUGUUUUCCUCCAAGAUGUAUCCAAAACUGUUGCAUUCAAAGUGCUUGCAAAGGCAUUGAUAAGUGUAGAGAAAGGGGAAGAGUUAGAAGAGUUAAAGGAAGAAUUUGAAAAAUUCAUCUCAGGACUCAUGUCAUUACCAAUUAACUUCCCUGGAACCCAACUCCAUAGAUCUCUCCAAGCUAAAAAGAAGAUGGUGAAGCAAGUUGAAAAGAUAAUAGAAGGCAAAAUUAAGGGAGCAGAGGACAAAGAGAAAGAUGGAGUUAUAGCAAAAGAUGUUGUGGAUGUGUUGCUUAAGGACUCAAGUGAAAAUUUAACUCACAAUUUGAUUGCUAGCAAUAUGAUUGACAUGAUGAUUCCUGGCCAUGAUUCAGUCCCUGUCCUCAUCACCCUCGCCGUCAAAUUUCUCUCCGAUUCUCCAAGUGCUCUUCAUUUUUUAACGGUCAUAACAGAGACACUGAGAAUGGGAAAUGUUAUAACUGGAGUGAUGCGAAAAGCAUUGAAAGAUGUUGAAAUAAAAGGAUACGUGAUACCAAAAGGAUGGUGCUUCUUCGCUUAUCUCAGAUCAGUCCAUCUUGAUAAACUUUAUUAUGACUCUCCCUACAAAUUCAAUCCCUGGAGAUGGCAAGAAAAGGACAUGAACACGAGUAGUUUCAGUCCUUUUGGAGGUGGUCAGAGACUGUGCCCUGGUCUCGAUUUGGCCCGUCUUGAAGCUUCAAUUUUCCUUCACCAUCUUGUCACUCGUUUCAGGUAA
Molecule: messenger RNA, 1308 nt
Organism: Microthlaspi erraticum
Lineage: Eukaryota; Viridiplantae; Streptophyta; Magnoliopsida; Brassicales; Brassicaceae
Source: the annotation of a GenBank genome assembly